This is a messenger RNA of Xenia sp. Carnegie-2017, 2253 nucleotides long. Its product is annotated as ralA-binding protein 1-like. Gene Ontology annotation, biological process: small GTPase-mediated signal transduction. Lineage: Eukaryota; Metazoa; Cnidaria; Anthozoa; Malacalcyonacea; Xeniidae. The record is from RefSeq and is a predicted model, not a curated record. Gene Ontology annotation, molecular function: GTPase activator activity; small GTPase binding. The transcript is spliced from 15 exons. Bases 140 to 1813 code for a protein of 557 amino acids.
UUUAAGUGUUUUGCAUAAUUUUAUCCGUCGGGUGAAUUUAUAUGAAUGUCGUCGAUGGAAAUUAGUAAUAAGGCGUAAAUGACUAAUAUUGAAUAAGAACUACAGGAAAGGAAGUUUAAUAACAUUUAAAGAUUUAACGAUGUUUGGUGGCGCUGGGCAGAAUGUAGAGGAAAAUAACGAGAGAAGAGAUGUUAAAAAAGAGAAAGAUAAAGGAUAUGUCGCUUUCCAUUCUGACGAUGAUGAUAUAGGCGCUCAAGGAGAUGGCGAUAACUUAGCUGCCUCAAGUAUAAGGCCGAAAAACAAGAAAAGCAAGAAGGACAAAAGCAGGAAAGAAUCAAAAAGUCGGACAAAACAUACAAGAAAACAGGAAAAAUCGAGCAAGGUGGACAAGGAAAAAGUUAAAGAAAAGGAUAAAAAAAAAGAAAAGAAGAGUGAAGCCUUUCAUAAACACCAGCAAACAUUACCAGUGUUUGGUGUUAGUUUACAUGAAGCUGUGAAGCGUAGUAUGUUACCUGAUGGUGUUCAAAUACCUCGUAUCAUACGAGAAUGUAUCAUGGAAAUCGAAGAUAAGGGUUUGUCUCAAGAAGGAAUAUAUCGUUUAUCUGGUGUAAAAUCAAAGAUCGAGAUGCUUAAAGACAUUUAUAAUCAAGGAAAAACUGUCGAUCUUGAUGAUUUUGAGCCAAACAUUUUGGCUGGACUAAUAAAGCUUUUCAUACGAGAGUUAACUGAUACUCUUUUACCUGAUGAAGUUGCUCAAAAGUUUGAAGAUGCUGCAGCAAUGCCUAGUCGUUCAGAGAAAAUAAAUCAGUUCAAGGAGUUAAUUUUAGAAUUGCCAGCACCAAAUAGGACACUUUUAUCUUGGUUAAUGGUUCAUAUGCUUCAUGUCUUACAAAAGGGAGCUGAGAAUAAGAUGUCUGUUCAAAAUAUUGGUAUAGUUUUACAUCCAACAACAGGAAUUUCGCAGCCAGUUUUAAAUGUUUUUUUAAAUAACAUAGCUGCAUUGUUUGGUGACACAGAAUUGACAAGAUACAAACAAAUGGUUAAGGCAGAAGUUGAUUUUUCUACAUUAUCAAGCCCAGAGUACGGACCUAUUGUCAAGAAUAUUUAUGUGAUGGAUAUGUUUGAAGAUAAUUUUUUUAUACAUUGUUCGUGGUAUUUAUACAUAAAAUUUUCAUUUAGAGAAAUAUUGGCAGAGUUGACUCAUCAAGAGGUCAUUCUCUCUAAACUCCAUGAAGAUAUGGAGAAGGGAGCACCUGAUGAGACUGAAGAUAAAGAUGAGGAAUUGUGGGAAGUACAAAGACUAGUGACAAUGUUAAAAAGAAAGCUACGUGACGCACGACGCAAACAAAAGGAAAAAGUUGUUGAAGAGCAGAAGAAACAGGAAGAAAAUAAACCACCCGCUCAAGAAACUAUCGACGAAGAAAUUCUCAAACGGUUACAACUUGAAGAAAUGGAACUACGUUUUCAAGAAGAGGAAUUGUUAGAGCAACGCGAACAACUAGAAAAACGAAUCCAAAAUGAGAAAAACGAAAUAAAACGACUCGAGGAAGAAAUAGCAGAGUUGACCGAAACGCGAGGAAAUAAUUCACCCGAAUUAACUUCAGAUCACAACUCAUCAUCAGGAUCUGAAGGUAGUGAAAGUGAGGAUGAAAGCGAAUUGGAGGAAAUAAUGAAUGAUCUUGUUCAAAGCAACAAAGAACUUGAGGAAAAAAAUGAGGAAUUAUUUAAACAGAUCCAUGAUGAACAAGAUGCUUGUUUGAAACUCAAAGUUCAAAUUAAAAUGAUGACGGCUACGUCGAAAUUAGACUCCUAAAGAAGUGGGGAUCACAGUUUCCACUUGGUUCGAUAUGUGGAAGUUUGAUUUAUUCUAUUCUUAUUAAAACAACGAAAGUCGAGAUAGUUAGGUGUAUAUAGUGAUUAAACACUGUACUUUGAAUAAGUCACGUACGUAAUGUUAAUAAGUGUGAAGAUAUUCGUCUAUUAUUUAUGAAGAAUUUUAACUUCUUUAUCCUCCUCUAUGUUAUUGAUUCCAGUUUUCUCUAAUUGUACGAUGUCUAUAAAUGAUGUCAGUUUUCUACAAUGAAAUGAUGUCAGUUUUCUACAAUGAAAUGAUGUCAGUUUUCUACAAUGAAAUGAUGUCAGUUUUCUACAAUGAAAUGAUGUCAGUUUUCUACAAUGAAAUGAUGUCAGUUUUCUACAAUGAAAUGAUGUCAGUUUUCUACAAUAAAAUGAUGUCAGUUUUCUCCUGUGAAA